Messenger RNA from Clupea harengus (Atlantic herring), 3072 nucleotides. RefSeq names its product BCL2 interacting protein like (gene bnipl). Gene Ontology annotation, cellular component: cytoplasm. NCBI's taxonomy places the organism in Eukaryota, Metazoa, Chordata, Actinopteri, Clupeiformes, Clupeidae. Gene Ontology annotation, biological process: apoptotic process. The record is from RefSeq and is a predicted model, not a curated record.
GUGUAGAGCGCGCUGAUUGGCCGAGAGAGCCCUCUGUUUGCUGUGUGGGUUCCUUACCGCAGAAUGUAGUGCUAACACAAAGACGGCUCCAAGAUUUCCUCUUUAAACUCAGUUGGGUGUGUGCAUUAGAUAACAACAUCAGCCACUUUUAAUGAGAUUACAACCAAAUGUAAAAGGAAUAGUAAUUUAAUACCUGAGCUCGUAACCUGGCUUCCUCACAGAUAGAGUCGGAGUCCUGAGCACCCCGGGCCACUGUCUCAUCUCCCAGACAUGGAGCUGAGGGAGGAGUGGCAGGACGAAGAGUUUCCCAGGCCGCUCCCUGAAGAUACACUGAACCAGGAUGAUGAGUUGGAGAGUGCCAUUGCCAAUGGAAACAGACCCGCUCCCCCCAGCAGCCUGGCGCUCUCGGGGCACCCCGUCAGGAAGAAGCGUCUGGUGGCGCCCGCGCUCAGCCUCACGCUGUCCAAGUCCGACUCAAUGGACCGCAGUCUCAAGUCCGAAGAGUUCUCCGCUGCCGCCCUGUCGCCCUCACCAGAUGACACAGACCUGGACAUCAACCUGGAGGCUUUAGAGACGCCGUCGGACAGCGAGUCCUGUAACUUCCCCAGCAGCAUGCACGACCUGGAGUGGGAAGAUGACUUACCCAGGAUGGGGGUGAUGGAGGAGGGCAGGGCCAGCUCUCCAGCAAUGGCCAACCUGGAGCUGGACCAGGUGGACAGCCGUGGCCGCCGCUGGCGUCGCUUCUGUAUCUCGGGCCAGGACUACCACGUCAACAUGAGCGUGAUAGAGCCCUACCUACAGGUGCUCUCCCACGGAGGUUACUAUGGCGAAAUAAUGACUGCCAUCAUCUUGUUCUCAUCGUGUUACCUGCCGGAGAACACAAUUGAGAACUAUGAAUAUGUAAUGGACAAUCUAUUCAAGUACAUAGUGGGAACGCUAGACCUUAUGGUGUCGGAGAGCUACGUCAUGGUCUACCUCUGUGGGAUGGCUCCCAGGAACAAGAUGCCUGCCAUCAAAUGGCUCCGGCAGUGUUACAACUCCAUUGACAGGAGGUUGAGGAAGGACCUGAAGGGUUUGUUGGUGGUACACCCAGUGUGGUAUGUGAAGGCUCUGAUCACACUCGUCAAGCCCUUCAUAAGUGAGAAGUUUAGCCGGAAGGUGAAAUUCAUUCAAAGCCUCCAUGAGCUCUCCGAGUUCAUCCCCAUGGAGCACCUGGAGAUCCCAGACUGCAUCCGAGAAUAUGACGCCGAACGGAGCAGCUGAGCCCCCCCCCACUGGUUGGUUUGUAAAUACAGCGAUGACUACAUAACAAGGCUAAAGGUGAACGCUCAGAGCUGGAGGCUCCGAAGCAGAGGCCCCGCCAGUGGUCAGAGUCAUCUCUUUAUGUCCACGGACUCUAAUUUAGCCUCUGUCAGAGGUCACUGUUGUCUUUCUGCACACAACCUGCUCUAUGGAUCAGUGAAGAGACAUUUUUUAAAAGAUCUUAACUAGAAGGAAUGCACUUAACUGAGGAGACAUUUUUGUCUUAAUGCAGAUGCACGCCCAUGCAACAAGGAGCUUUGGUAACUUAUUUGAUGAAGUUGUUUUUAUAGCAAAAGAAACAAACGAAUGACCUUUUUAACCUCAAAUUGUGAUCAACAAUACUCUUUUUGUUCAUCUCUCCCUGAUUGCACAACACCUGCCAUAACGGCUGAGGACUGAUUAGAAGAAGUGUGCAACCCCAGCAGUGUUGCAUAACACCCGUGAUUUAUGAGCAUGUAAUCACUGCUGUGUAAAAAAGGGGCACAUCUAAUCUAGUUGUGCGAGUUCAGUGAAACUUUUAUUAGCCAAAAUUUAAUGAAUCUGGCAGCACAUGGUUCCUGUUACACUGAAACCCCCUCGGUUUCAUUACAGAUUCAUCAGACUUUGGUUUCAUGUGUUACAACUACAAGCCAAGCUACUUUAAUGCAAAAUUGUGUUUAGGGGGAGAAAGUAACAGUCCAGGCUAUUACAGGCAGUGAGUCAUGGUUUAAACAAUGGGCGAAGAGUUUUACAAGACCCAUUUUAUUUUAAUUUUGUAAGUCAAAUCCCUCUGCAUUCUCCAUUUAAUGUUGUUAGAUGCACUGUUUUUCCUUCCUCCUUUCCACCUUCAGAUGUAGGGCAUUUAAUCGCCGUACCUCAGGGCAAAUAUUUAUACAAGGGAACACUUGGACAACCUGUACUUUCCAGCGGCCAGGAUGAUUACAAGCACUUAUGCAGCAAUGGACCUUCAGACGGUUUCAGAUAGAUUUCAAAGAGGGGAAUGUAGUGGAUAUGGUUUUGUCUGCUGCUGUGAUGACUUGGUUGUGAGGAUUGUAAUACAAGAACUGGAGGCUGGGAACUGUUUUGAAAGUCUCCAUUGAAGCAGUUUGGUCUUUGAGGAAAUGGGCUUUGGCAGGAGAGGGAAGUGAGGUAACGGUACGGUGUGCAUUUUAGUUAUAAACAGGAACCAAGUUGUGCUGGUUGGGAAGGUUAAAUAAUAAUUUCCUGUUUGAACCUUUUUUCCUCUCACUGUGAUUCUCAUAUUGGGAGUCAGGAGAUGUCUGCAAAAAUGUUUAAUUGUUUAUUUAAAAUAAGUGUAAAUAAUGUGUUUAAAAAAUAAAAGCAUAAAUAUAAUUGAAGGGACAUUACAACACAAACUAAUAAUUUUAACGUUUUUUUUUUUUUUUCAAUGAUAGUGAUGAAAAUAGUUGUUUGAUUUAAAGGACAUGCGAGAUUAGUCAGAGAUUGUGGCUGACAUUGAGGUAAAACUGCCAACCACCUCUCAAGCUUGAUGCUUGUUACACCUCAUACUGUGGUCUCUGAAGGACUCCCAUGUGCACACUUCUCCACGGGAGGCUGUUUUUGGCAGUGAUUCACUGCAUUGUUAAAGAACGGAAAGCCAGUUGUUUUUUUCUGUCCUAAUGCUCAGAGGGAGAGCUCUUGGCAUCAUCUGUUAACAGACUAAAGAUCCAUGAUUUGCCUUUGUUUUAAUUUCUGCUCUGCUUGGGUGUUUGGAUAACGACUUUGUGUGGAUCUGUCAGAUCCCAAAUUGUAAAUAAAAUGUUACCAUAA